Messenger RNA from Spirometra erinaceieuropaei, 13766 nucleotides. Lineage: Eukaryota; Metazoa; Platyhelminthes; Cestoda; Diphyllobothriidea; Diphyllobothriidae. The record is from the annotation of a GenBank genome assembly.
AUGCGGUCACUCUUCUUCCUAAUACAGCCAGUGGCUAGGCCACGUGCGUCAACGGCUCUACUCCUCUCUGAUCCCACUCCAGUGAGUGCGUGCGGCCAGGUUACGUCACCGGAGUUCCUUCAGUGGGGCGCCUUGCGCGCGUCGCCUUAAGGAAGAAUGCCGUUGACGUAUUCAACAAGAUUUUACUAAAAGUUUACACGCUCCAGACAACCUCUCGGGGCCGUUAAUUGGAAAUGCACAUGGGCGGGACUAGCAAAAGGCGCAGUGUAUCCGUCCCCACGUGCUGUUUUUCAGCUGUAUAUUGACUUACAUUUUCGUUAUCGAUGUUACAGAUCAACUUACCGGUCCACUUACUGAGACCUCUGCAGCACUGUUUGUUGGCCGUCGUUAACUGGACACGAUUCUACUACUUGCCUUAGGAAAGUUCCCCCAAUUUUAUUCGCCUCGCUCAGAGGUGUUUUCGAGCACACACCCCGCCGAAUGCAGUACCAUUUUACUUCUGUAGUGAUUCAAUGCCCACAGAAGUAGCAUACCUAAUCACUCCAGUUCCUUCGAGAAAAGUCAGGCAGGCUUUCAUCACCUUCGUUACUGUCAGCCUGCUUUUCUCAAACACCGCCCCAUUCCUAAUCGAUAUCUCGGCCUAUUCUGAAAAUAGGAGGUCUAGCGUAAAACAAUGUUUUUAUCGCCAUCCAAAUCGUUCAGAUGAAUCCAUUCUAAACUUUCUUGGGGUGUGGCCAGCUCAGGUUAUAUUGAGUUUUUCUACUGCGCUCAUUCAAGGAUCUGUGAAAUAUGUCUCUAGUCUGUGUCGACCGGAUCUAAAACCAUGCCUGUUUGAGUAUGCUGGCAUAACUUAGCAUACAUCCAUCCGUAUGCUGUUGCAAUACUUGCAGUAUCAUUGGUCUGCGGCAUUGGCAGAUUUAUCUCGAUGUAAGCAGUCCAUCCUCUUGUAAAUACUGCACAUAAUGAGGCGAAUUAUUUGCCUCCUUCACUUAUUAUACCGCGCCCCCGCUUUUGCCCGCUCUAUGGUCUGCACAUGAAAUAAUCAAAAAUAUUAAAUCAUCCGGAUUGCAUUCGCCCGCCCUUGAAACCUUCGGAAAUGCACAAUCAACUAGCACUCCCCGUCCGGCUCAACAACUGACUUCACGGUUUCAUGGGCUACCAUUUCAUUUUCGGUAUGCCUCUUUUAAAUAAAAAGUUCCACGAUGCAAUUACGUUAGUUCAAUUGCGGUACUGCUUCCCGUGAUCAUUUCUUCGCUUUUUUCUGCGUCCUCGUCUCGAUCACCCACAAUUUUCUUUGGAAAUUUUGCGGGAAGACCUUGGCGAUGUGUUUCCACUUCCUAUUUGUUGGCGGCUUUCCUUUUCCACUUUUUCCUUCUACCGUGCAGCGACCGAACGAGAGAGAUAGGCGUAGGAUCACGGGUUAUAAAGGCAGGGGAUGACGGUAGCUCAAACUCUGACGGUCCACCUGAUUGGAAAAUCCAGUCUAAAAGUCCUCGCAUCUCAGAAUGGGCGGGAUCAGGAGGAACAGGCAUACGGGACAUGGGAUAGACAGCACAGGUAGUAAAAAGCUAUGAGUUUAUUAUCAAGUAUACAAGAACGGAAAACCAAUAUACGUAGACUACGGAAAAAAUGAAGAAGACGAUGGAACGACUCAUUGGGAGAGGCCCGGGGUUAUUCGUCCGCAUGUGACCUUGGAGGCGUAGUUCCUGUAAGAGACACGAAAGAAGAAUGCGUCUAGCGUGACAGUUCAUUAAAACACUCAGGGUCGAUCCCCUGGUCAGAUCCCCGACUCUUACAACCGUGCACCGCAGCGGCUUCGGCAAACUGUUCUACAUAGACCCUUUAAUUCUUUUACUACGCGGUCAAAUUUCACCUCUUUUAAACUAAUCCCUCUGCAAUUCUACAUUUUCGGCUUUCCCUUGGCCUGUCCUAAGGCCCCACUCAUAAAACCACAAUUACCACCAUUCCAGCAUUACAGGCACCUAGGGUUUUCCUACCGCCAGUGCGGUUGCAGGAUUAAACUUGACCGUUGUUUCCUCCGGCAGACUAAUGUUACUAACAUUGCAAUUUAGAGGCUAUCGUUUCUUCAAUUAAUUUAACUUCAUAGAGGUUUGGCUUCAGUACCUUUUCAAUACUCUAUCGCUAACGCGUAUCUCGUGGUCGUCUAUUCACAAAUGUUGAUAGUCGCUACUUAACAUUCAACGGUAGGACAUUUUGCUUGAAAUCUUUUCCUUUUUGUAGGCCAGCGCGCCUGCUGACUCAGAUUCGCUUGAUGUUGGAGGGUGAGUCCUCAUUUUAUGGCAUACAAAUUAAAAUGUAUAUAGCUCCUGCCUUGGAAAACGCACAAUGACAAACAUUAUGUUUCAUGCUCACUUCGUGGUUUGCGUAAAGUCCACCCAUUCUUACUUUGUUUUGUAACUUUUGGCACCCACACCUUAAACUAGCAAUUAAUUUUGGAAAAAAUCUAAAAUUUCUGUAAUUUUCUCCUAUGUUCUGGAGCCUACAGAGAGAUUUUCUUCUUUGGUUAUUUUAGAGGAGCAAACAUGCGCCUCACGCCCUACGAAGUGAUUCGGACAUGCGACUUUAUUCUUCUAUGGAUUUCCCUCCUCCUAACAAUCAUCCCAAUCAUUCUAAUUACCUCGUUAUACAAGGUAAUUUAGCAAGUAUACAAACUGCCUACUACCAAACGUAGAAUUCACAAAGGCUUGCUAUUCGCAUCUAAACCGAUCUUAGAUCAUAUGACGCACGUAUACCCUACAGACGCCUACACUGCCAGUAAUGAAACAUUGGCAUACCGUGGCCUCCAAUAAUUCGUUCCACAUUAGGUUAAAACGGUUUGAAUCGAUUUAUCGACCGGUUCGCUUUCUCUAAUUUGUAAUGGGUAACGGCUAAUGAUUUUUUUAUUCCCAACAUCUGGAUCUUUUUUUCUCGUCUUUCUGUUUUGGUGUUCCCUGGCGUACUUUGGACAGUGUUAAGCCUAUAGUCAUUCUUCCUACCGCUGUUUAACGUGCAGAACUGUAGACUUUACCACGCGUCAGAAGAGAAGAAGCGAUCACUGGAACAGGAAUUUUAUUGGCUUGACGUUUCGGAUUCUCACUCGAACCCAUCAUCAGAGAUGGUCGCAGAUAAAGGCAGUGGAAGCACAAAGACUACAGUAUUUUUAGCACGUAGCUGAUGGGGGACCGCAUAGGUACUGCAAUUAACAAUUCUCGUUAUCACUGCUGGGGUCGUAAUUAAGGCGAUGAUGGCUCGUCAGUCCACGUCCGCGUCGUUAAUUUCCGCAAUUGCCUCAUCCGUGUUGGAUGCUGGCGUGGGGAGGGCGAGGACGAUCCACUAUCCCGGUGACAGCCGGCCAAAUGGCCGGCGGGCGCCCGCAAACUCCGUAACCACCCAAUAGAUUCACCAUACGAUACUCAGUGGACACUCACGGGAAACCUAUUCCUUCAGCCCACAGUACUCUCGCGGAGAGACGCGUACGCGAACUCAGAGCCGGCCGCUCGUAGGUGUCCGGAUCAUCAUCAGGCUUCUGCACAGAAUAAACACACCUACUGGUCUCUUUCCCUUCUCCUCCUAGACGGGACUGGGCCCGAACUAUUUUUUGACGAAAGUACAUCCACUUUCCUAAUUGCUACAACCCCCAGCUGAGAUGGCUCCAAUGAGAUAGAUUAGUCAGCGGGCUUCACGACAGACAGAAGAUAUAAGCGAUAUCAGUUCUAAUCCGGACAGUGUAAAGUAAUUAGAACCUGAACAGUUCAGUUUUAUUAAGGGAGAGAGAGGCGAACGUAUUUAAACUCGCGAGUGGUUACAAAAUUUCGAAGAAAAAGCAUCGAGUAUACAUGAAAAUUGGGAAAGAGAGUGCUUACAUAAUUGCAUACUAAACGCCAGCAGCUGACUGCAAGUCAAAACAAGUAAACAAGAACUUCUACUCACUUGCUAUGAAUAGUAUACUUUUAUACAAUUUCGGUGACUGGUUAUGUGGGUGUGUGGUUGGUAAGCAAUCGCUCAGCGUGACUGCGAAUACCGGUAAAAACUGCGGAGCGCGGUGUCAAACCAGUCACCGGCGACAGAAGUUGACUUAAUUUGGAAACAUCAGGACUAUAGGCGGGCCUUCCUCAGGCUCCCUUUUCUCGUUAUAGAAUAUUAAAUAAAACUUAAUCCAUGGUUCCUGUGAUCGCCUUAUCUUCUCAGAAUAUUAAAUGGACAAUAAGCGUGAAUAAUCCUAAGGGAUUGACUGAAGCCACGAAAGGUGUCUUGAAAUUGCAACUGUAGACGAAAUAACUGUCCAUGGAAAAUCCUCCCAGCCAAAUGUGUUCAGCUUGUAACUGCCGUCAUACGCAAGUAAACAGUGGGGUGAAGAACCUAUUCCACCCUCAUUUACAUUUGCCACUCCAAAAUACAAUUUUCUUCACUGACCGCUCUCUGGCCACCUUUUAAAGUCUUCAUGCCUUUCGUCCUCCACACUUCCAGGUAACCUUUUGCAUUCUUUGGGAAAUUUUAGAUCCUGGGACAAAUGUACAUCCGUGACGACCAAUUCCUCAUGGUAGUCGGAACGAUUGCUGCGACAUUCAACACCUUUGGAAGACCGGUCUGGGGACGAAUAGGUGACAUGUUUUCAUACAAGGUAUUAAAUGCUUAAAUCGUGUGCUUCAGUUCUCAUGCUUUUUAUGUAUUGCCGUCUAAAGAAGACAAGUGGGCGAGAGCUAGCAGAGAAGACCUUCAAAACAGUUUAUGAGCGUGAAGAAUUGUUUCCAUUUUCGGAGGUUUUCUGCUGUAGAUUCGCCCGGGUCUUUCGGGAAAGGCACCUGCGGUCCAGUCUUUUAGUCAUUUUCGGAACAAGCAGCAUUUCCCUGCCUCGUCGAAUCUGGUCUAUUUACCACUUAUUUUUGCAUUCCUACUAGCCUCUUCUUCAGUCCACAAUGUACGCGUCGCUUGCAUGCAGCCUUACAUUAUUUGUCAAAGGUCUGCAUAAUCUUUUUCAGUGGGAUUAGGCAUUUCCACUCUCGCUGUAUCGGACGGCGUUGGCUUAUAUCAUGCAUCCUUCAGUCAAGUUCAUUUAUUACGUCAGUAGUCCAGGCGGAGUUAAGUACUACCUUUUCGUGAGCAACCGAUAACUCGAAAAAUCAACGCGCUUGCAUAUUUUAGCACGAGGAAAGGCUACAUUGUUACUGCGAAAACGAAAAAACAUAGCAUGGCUCUUGGUGUCAAAUAAUACGACUAUCCGAGUGUCACAUUAUGAUCCAUCUCAAGCGACUGGGCCUAAUUUGACGACUGGAUAAAAUACAAGGAGGUAAAUUUAACAAGCCUCAUGUACUGGCCGUGGCAUCAAUUCGACUCACUUCAUGCUGAUAGGCCUGUCGUACGUUGUUUUUAACCAAUAUCACGGUGGAGUGUCAGUGCGCCUGUCAAGGACGGUAGAUCACUUGCGAAGAUUCAGUUGCCGUAAAAGGGUUAUUUAAGAAAAAUUGCAGCCUACCCAGCUAGCUAAUUCGUUUGCUACAUUAUCAUUGGUUUUCACGCGCCCGUAAAGUUUCCUUCUCCCUAAAUGUUAUCAAUCUCUCGUCAUCAACUCUGCUGACUAUGAUGUUGAUUUUUUGUACCGAAACAGAUCCCCCUGAUCACCACAUUUAUCGUCUGGAGUGUUACAUACGUGGUUUUGCCAUUCCUUGGCAAUAUUGAGCAGGCUGGUCGCUACCUGUUCGGCGCCUCUGUGGUGACGAUGUUCUUCUGCUUCAGUGGGGUCUUUGUGCUCUCCAUGUGUGCCAUCUCGGAGAUUUUUGGACCCAAACACUUUGCUCUGACGUUUGGACUCGUUUCUACGGCAGUGGUAAGUGAAUGUGUUCUUCGGGCACAUGCAGACGUCCGUAGCACCCUAGACGCCUAUUUGUAUCCAGCGACCUCGGCGGGCAGCAAGGAGCGUAGUUUUAAACUGAAUCCCAACUUUGGAAGAACACAUGAAAAACUAGACGAUUCCAUUUAGAUGCACGUCCCAAGCUUAUAGAAAUUGUCGGAAAUAAUUAAUAGUUUUGAACUUUUUGAAUUUCAAUCAUGGGCUGUUAAGAAGUCUUCAUGUUGCAUAAGCAUGAUUAAGCUGGCAUUCAGUUCUGAUGGACCUGGGAUCUUGUCUCAAACUAGUCCACAUGCAUCGUUAUGCUGGCUUUCACAAAAAGACCUAAAUUCCCUUCCCCGGUAAUCUCCACCAGAACUAGUUUGUCAGUUAAGUGGUAGGGAUGUUGAAGUGUUCUGGAAAUCCGAAACCGAAUGACGUCACGAUACAGCGUAGAGGAAUCGCCACCAUAGUAGGCCAGGCCUGUUGCGAAGUGCACUCGUAAACUCAGCUAGCCCAUCAGCGUGUGAUACAUCGCAAAGCAAGUCCGAUCUCUUUGCUCACGCGUACAGUCCCAGGCAAUGGCCGGCCGAACAUUCGAGACUUUUCCAUGGGGGAGGUUCUUGUUUGAAAGACAGUCAAUCCGCGACCGACAUACAAGAUGCCAGAAUGCUGUAGAACCGUUAGGAGCGGAAGAGUUGGAUAUGACGUUACUCAAAUCGGCUGAAUAAAGAGGCCGUACCCGGAACCCGCCCUCCUUCUCUCCCUCUUCCACCUGUCCAGACAUAACAAGAAGUAUUAUUAACAAGAGCAGGCUGAGUAGGAUGGCCGUAACUUGUUUAUCUGCAUAUAUAUAUAUAUAAAUUCAGGAAUGGGCGCACACCGAUCCAUUGGCUUCCCGAAGCAAACAAGCUUCGUAUGGGCGAUAGGGGUCACAAACAGGCAACCACCUACCAGACCGAAGUCGGCCAAGCUAUGAUAGCAGAGGGGAGACGACAGAGUCUGGGGGUAGAUUGAUACAGCACUGUUUCGGGCUUGUUUGCCUUCAUUCAGCCAAUCAUAACCCCGACCACCAGCAGCUGGUACCGGAAACACAAACAUGCGCUCAGACGCACCUGGCGCAGCUGGUCCACCACUGGGGUCUACCAGAUGGGUCAUAAGCACUUCAUCGAACCAGGUGCGUCUGAGCGCAUGUUUGUGUUUCCGGUACCAGCUGCUGGUGGUCGGGGUUAUGAUUGGCUGAAUGAAGGCAAAGAAGCCCGAAACAGUGCUGUAUCAAUCUACCCCCAGACUCUGUCGUCUCCCCUCUGAUAUAUAUAUAUAUGCAGAUCAAAGGUGGUAUGCAUUCCGAGCCGAUAUAAUAAAAACGGAAGAGGCUCUUCGGAAAAACAUGGAGUAACACUUAUGAAUUUCCAAUUUGGUGACACUAACCCGUCAUCAGAAGUAAUGAAGGCAAGAGAGGAAUUGAGACAGUCACACUAGAUUAGUGGGGGCAACAGGGAAGACGCUGGCAGGCGGACCAUUAGCGUGUGAGAGGGAUUAUGUGGGCACAGGGUCACGGUAGGUUCCUAAGCGGGUGGUGGAAAGGAGGGCGGAACAGUCACGGUUCCCUGCGUUGGAAGGAGAGACAGAGUGGUAAGUUAGCGGGAUUGCGAGCAGCUGGAUUAGCAGCCGCUAAUGCGGUGUAGGGCAGGACUCGAUGAACCGUGACCGUAGGUCCUCAUAAUGGGUGUCGAGGUCAACAUCGUGGUUGAUGCCGUCCGCAUUGUAAUAUCAUGCCUUUAGAAAUUCUCUCACUCGUUUUAUUCUAGCCGUGUCGAUGACCUCAGUGUCAUCCAAAAUGAUUCUCUGGCCGCACUCGAAUGCGCGAGCAAGGAUGAGACGCAGUGGAUCACGAGGGCGGGCAGCUACUUUGUGUUCAUUAAUACUAGCGCCUAGGCGUCCACCCAUGUGACCAACAUACGCGCAAGUGCAGUUAGCACACGGAUGCGAUAGAUCCCAUUCGCCUUCUGCUCUUUGGGGAUAGGAUCCUUUACUCGAGAUAAUGCUACGCGCACUGAGGAUGCUGGCUUGUGGACAAUGCGGAUGCUCAACCGAUUUAGCUGCCAAGCGAUCACUUCUGGGGUCCCCCGCAUAUAGGGCAGGGGGAGGGUUUCUGUGUCACGAUUUCCCCACUUAAAAUGGGGCCUCGGAGUUGUGUCUGACGCCUGAGGCGGCACUUCACAAAACUGGUCGGAUAUCCGUCAGAUUAAAACAACCGCUAUGGGUAAAUUAGUUCUUCAGAAGAUCGUCGUUGCUGAAAUAACGGUAGGCCCGGUGGAAGAGAGUUUGGACGAAGCUUUUUUCAUGAGCCGCAGGAUAACUGCCUCCAUAAUUAAGGAGAAUCUCAAAAUCAGACUCUUUCCCAUGGACGCUUUUUGUGAGACUGCCAUCGCCGAGCCUUUGUAUUUCCUCGUCCAGAAACGGCAAGCUGUCUUCUACUGCCUCUUCACGGGUAAACUGUAUGGCCGGGAUGACAUCACUCAGCCUCUGAUGUAGCCUUCCGACUUCGCACUUCUCUGUUAUGACAAAGAGGUCAUCUGCAUAGCGAAGCCACAUUCUGGGCAUGAGAGUCGGGAAAACCUCUUCUUCUAGUCGCUGUAAUAUUAGUUCGGCAAGAAGUCCUGAUGUUGGUGAGCCCAUUAGGGUUCCCUUCACUUGUUAGUAGUACUUAUUGUCGAAUUUAUAAUAGGUCACAAGGAACAGAACCUACCGUGACCAUAUGCCCAUCUCACCCUUCUCACACGCUAAUGGUCCACCUAGACUUUAACAAAUCAUCCUGAGUCAUCUAUAAAGUGCUGACGAGACACUCAGCGGGCACUUGUGUCGGCAGAGGUAGUGGCCAUACGGUUGGUCAACCCAAUGUUGUGUCCGCAUAAAGCGUUUGUCCAGGCUCCAGGGUUCUCCCCGCCAAAUACAAACUUAGCGUGUGUUCACACCUACUGCCACGUCGCGUUGCAGAGACGAAACAGAGACAUGGCUAAUUGCCAGACGCCUUCCCUCUCACCCCCCCCCCUAAGCCCCUGACAGAACUAGACUUUGGCCUCCCAACCUUCUCAAUCCUCUCCCCUAUACUUAUUUUUUAUUGGUUGUUCAAGUUUUCUGCUCUACUCUACCACACAGGCCUAAUGAUGAAUGAUCGAAAGCGUAUGUUUGCCGAACUUGACUUCAUAAGGGGCCAAAAUUGCUCAUAAUAUUUUCGAGUAGUCAAUCCUAUGCAGCAUACAAAAGUCAAGGUGGCCAGAUUCCCCUGCUUCCCGUGAUCCUGUCGUUGCAAGCGAGGUUAAAAGCCGCCGUGCCCGAGGCAGCGAUGCCUCGGCAGUUUGACCGUCGCAGAUGAAAACCCUCUCACCACGUGCCCCACGGAGUAAGCGCACCAUUGGUGACCUGCGCGUACUAUCUACCCGACUUUCUUCUCCCUCACCCAUCUUGAUCCGAUGACAAGAGUAUGUAAAGACAACUGGAGUUGGGCGCGGGUACAAUGAUUGACAAAACUAAACCGUCAUCUUCCAUAGACCGGUCAGUUGUCCGAGCCUGUCAAUCAGUGCAUGAUGAAAUUGGACACAAGAGUUAAUUGCGCGUGCGUUAGACUAGAAGGGGAGGGACACUUUUUCAGCCGCUAGCUCGCUCCCGCUCCCCACAGCAGCCUUCUAGCAAUGAUUAAACGUUUUCAAGGUGACUAGGAUGGGCCUAGAUGUUGCCUGUUCCUCGUAUUCAAUUCACAUGCAUCAGGACUCAUUCGUUCGGAGCCCGCAUAUUUCAGAGUCGUCUUUAGACAGCAUUAAGAAAGGGCCAUUCUUUUCGGACCCCUGGUCCACAGUAGAAUCGAGUUUUCCUAUCAUUUGAGGACCUUCACGGGCAAAUUGUUUGGUAGGUCUAAUUUCCUUGAAAGUCCCUUAACUUUAUCAUUCUAGCGAGGAAAGCGCUAAAUCAGCCCUAUUGUCCAUGCUCCCUUCCGCCACGUAUUGAUGGCGUCUCCCACUCAUGUCGGCUGAAGAGCAAAUUAGCAUAGAGGCUGAUGUGUCAUUAAACCGUCGCCUAGUGCUUGUCGUAUGCCUUUGGCUCCGUUUGACCUCAGUGAGCGAUGGCUUAUUAAACUGACCCUGCUGAGAAAGGAAACACAGGCAGUCAUGAAUAGAAUGCAUGAUCAAUCCUCAGACCUUAAGUUCUUUUACCAUUUUGAUGUGCCGAAGGGUGAACUCACGAUGUUGCAUCUUCCUUUCAAGUUAUAUGCGUAAAAAUCCAAAUUACUUAGUUUGAAGGAAUUAUUUUCUACUGAUUUCCAACUAGACGCCAGGAAGCUUGAUAACAGCCGUCGUAAUAUCCCAGACCGACCUGAGAGAACACGUUGUGUACAUCUGUCUCAUAUGUGGGGCCCUCACAUUGCUUGGUAUGUUAAAGUUCUGGAUUUUCGAGGGGCCUAUCCUGCAUCCUUUCAUUUUUGCUUUCCGGUAUUGUAGGUGUUUGAAAUGAGUACAAUGAAAGGAAUUUGUAGGCUAUCCCCACUUAUCUUGAGAACAAACGAAUCGUCAGACACCACACACUUUACAGCAAACAAUAGUUAGUAGUAGGUCUUAGAGUCCUCAGCUUGAUUUAUUAUUCAUAGGAACGAUAGUACGAAAAUAGUUAGUCAGGUGACUUCUGUAGCAAUGAUUUAUGCAGUGAAAACAGAAGAGGUAGCCAUCUUUUCUGCAGUGAGAGUAACAAUAAUUCAUAUUGACCCAACUGUGAAAAACCCGGCGCCCCCGUGGGAAGGCUUUAGUACAGUUGUGUCAAUAUGAAUUAAUUAAAAUCUGCUAAAAUAUCUACGAAUUACACGAGCCUGAUAGUCAUCUGUUGGAUUCUAGGUGAAUUACUUAGGAAAUCCUGCUUGGGCAAUCAACCUACUGUAUCAGAUUUGGUGCAUUCCAGACGUUACAAUAGGUUGGGCGGGUAACUGGAUCCAGAUGUAUUAAACUCGCGUCGUCCGGUGGGGCCUCGUGGCUCAAGUGGUUAGAGCGUUGGCUGUACCAUAGUCUUCCCCUUACUGCGUGGGUUCGAAUCCCACCGAGGCGCCGAGCUUUUCACAGUUGGGUCAAUAUGCAUUAUUCAAAAUCUGCCAAAGUAUCUAUGAAUAAAAAUAAUGUGCUUUUGUCAGUGGUAUUGAAUGACUUCGGCCAUUCUAUAAAGGGACAUCGAAAUUUGUGGUUCGAAACGUUGUCAACUUGCGAAAUAAAUUGUUUAUAAGACUGAAAGACAGGCUACCACGGCUCCUUCACAGUAUUGACCUGCGGCAACAGCCGCCCCUCAGAGGGCAAGCAGCGUUUAGUUUGUGUCCUUUGAGAAACCACCACUCUGUGCCAUCUCGACCGUCGUUUUCCGAUGGUGUCCAUCGUGUUUGCCUCAGCAGGCUGAAAGCAGGGACGGCGACUUGCAUUGGAGUUAGUUUGCAGCAGUGUUAGACUUGCGUUGCACCUACCGCACUCUCUCCAUCUCUCCCAUCUGGAUCCGGUGUUAUGACAGAAUGAAGAAAACCGGAGACGAGAGAGGGCGCAGGUGGGCGGCAUGGCAUAAGUCCGCAACUACUGUGCGUGACCGAUUUCAUGAAACGUUGGCCGAACUUCUGAAAUACGUUUUAGAUUAGGAAGGAUUACUUAGAUGGAUUUGUAAUACUGAUUAUCUUGCGAUAUAAUCCGAUAAUAUUUCGGACUCGACAGGAUGUUGACCUUUGAAUGCACUUCUUUUCAACCUCCUAUGGAAACUGUACUCAGUAAAGAAUGGCUACUUAGUUAGCGUGUGUUUUUCACGCUGAUUUUCGAUGGUCUUGCAAAUCUAAAUAUAGGUCAUAAAGAAUACGGAUAAAAAUGCUUUCUUUUUCUCAUUUGAUAGAGAAUAACGUCCUCGUUACAUUGUAUAAGUUAAGAAGGAGUAUAAUGAGGUCUUAAAAAAGUUAUCUUAUUCCCGAAUAAUUUGGGGCCUGAUGAGCCUUUGCAUUAGCGUUUAGUGAUUUCAGUCUACAAGGUGCAUGCGUUCCGUAUAUGGAAAAUCAUACAUUCUUCUAUGCCUUUAAAAAGAUACCAUAUAGAGUCCAUAAAGUUUGGCAGUGAAUUCGGGCUAUGUUGUACAUUUCAUGAGGAGCUGUGGCAAAUGGACGGGUACGAUGCUGUGAAUGGACAUUACACGGUCGUAAAAACCUCAUAAUUAUAAACGUUUUAAAACCUCAUUAUACUCCUUCUUAAAGUAUACAAUAUAAAGAUGACGCGAUUAUCUAUCAAAUGAGUAAAAGAAAGCAUUUUUAUCGUGUUAUUUAUCAAAUAUAUUUGAAUUUGCAAGACCAUCGAAAAUCAGCAUGAAAAAUACAUGCUACUUAAGUAGCCAUUCUUUACCGAGUACGCUUUCUACAGGAGAUUGAAAAGAAGUACAUUUAAAAGCCGACAUCCUGCCGAGUCUGGAAUAUUAUAGGAUUUUGCCGCAAGAUAAUUAGCAUUAAAAAUCCACCUAAACAAUCCUUCCUUAUCUAAAACGCAUUUCGGAAUUUCGGCCAACGUUUCAUGAGAUCGGUCACGCACUGUAGGCCUAUCACCCCAACCCCGGUCCGCAGCGCACAACUGAACAGGACUUUGCACAACAAAAAUAGGGGGUGGGGCAGCCCAGAUCCCAACUGGCGCGACCUGGGCCUGUGCUUGGCUGUGCCGCCACGCCCCUAAUGUUGGCAUUAGUUAUGGGUGCGCAUUCUCAGUAAUGUCAGCCGGUCCCCGAUCUAGCCCUCGUGUUGGUCCAGCUCCGUGGCACAACACACAGAGCAUGUUCGAAUCGUCCGUUACGGCGCUCACUUUCGCGACCAUUUGGCUCGACUGGACCUUCUAUUAACCUUAUAAAAGGAAGGGAGAGCAAGUGAGGUCAGUAACACGUACGUCUCAUCCACCAAAUCAAACCCAAUCAAAUUCACGCGGAAGUCCUCACUGCUUCGUCAUAAGGUGUUAGCCUGAAGUCCGGACGAGCUAUUGGUCAUUACGUGAGUAUUUUUCUAGAUGUUGUGUUGGGUAGGUGUGUUCACCAUAGGUGUCCCUGAUCCAUUAUUACGUGAUGCAACUAUUGGUGUCCACAAACAGUGAACAUCGUUUACCAAAGCUAUACAGGAUCACACAAUGAAGUGCUGACAGACAAUCAGUGGAAGGUGAUCCAUCUGACCUUCGCUUUGGGAAACCGUUUAUCUUUUAAUAUGCAUUACUGUUAGUUGUUGCCCAGAAAUUAGAUCUUGACACUAGGAUUAUACUACUGAUGCAGCAUUCUCAGAAGAAAAUUUCACUCGAUCAUAUCAAACUAUCCAAACAAAAUAAGUUGACGCUGUUUCUCAAUUGAAGGGCCUCGUGUAUUUAAAGUUUACGGCCGACUUUCUCAACCAAGCACCAGGUCGUUGCUUAUGCACGAUUUGUUGGCGAUAGUGUUUCUAAAAAGGGUCCUUUCUUUAAAUUCUUCACACCACGCAAAAAGGAAAAUUGGACGAGGGAGUUAUGUUUUUGGACGUCUUUAAUGAUACUGACCCCCAAUAACCAUUGGUGAACCGAAAAUACGUAUUUAUAGGCAAUGGAAAGUUUUGGGAACUAGUUCCACAAUUUCGCUUUGCCGAAUAAUCGAAAGGUUUAUAGUACGAAAAAUGCAAGACUACCAAGUUUACGUUUCGAAAGUCUUUUUGGCAGUUGGAACACGCAUCUAAUAUGACAAUAAACGGUCUAAAAAUUUAUCCUGCUAAAUGCGUAAAAAACUGCCGCAUCACUGAAAUUUUACUUCCGCCCCCCAUGAAGCUGGAGUGCUAACAGCCUCCCUGAGCUGUAAAUGUGCGCCCCCGCCUCGUUGUCAUGUAGGUUGCAAAGGUCCCCAGGAGGAAGAGGACGAGGAAAAAGAAUCGGAGUCCCCCAUUUGA